Molecule: messenger RNA, 4496 nt
Organism: Schistosoma curassoni
Lineage: Eukaryota; Metazoa; Platyhelminthes; Trematoda; Strigeidida; Schistosomatidae
Source: the annotation of a GenBank genome assembly
CCUUGAGCGCGAUGAUAUAAACGCGGACAGUUUACUAGUCAGGUGAUGUUAGAAGGAAGUGCUUCCAAUGACGAAGUGAAGAAGACGUUGCCUCCUAAACAAACAUUUUUGUCACUUUCUUGGGAUUACUUUAAGUUGUUUCUGACAUGCGCCUCCAUUUACGGCGUAGGAUAUUUUCGACUUAGUACUACCUGGGUCUUGGUCGGGUCGCUUGGAUACUUCGUUUUGCAACAUACUAGAAAUAAGCAGUCAAGGUUAAUAAGCUCACUUAAAGCCAUUGGAGAAGACGAAAAAGCAUUCAUAAUCCAAAAUUUUACCGUAAGAGAUCUUCCGUCUUGGGUUUACUUUCCAGAUGUUGAAAGAGCGGAAUGGCUAAACAAAGUUAUUAAACGAAUGUGGCCAUCCAUUAGUGAGUACGCGAGAGAUAUUAUCGUUGCAUCUAUCGAGCCUGUCGUUGCACAAAAUCUACCAACUGCACUAACACCUUUUAAUUUUGCUACUAUUGACUUAGGUGACACGCCCCCUAGAAUCGGUGGAGUGAAAGUUUAUAUGAAUGAAAACAUUAGGAAGGACGAAAUCGUUAUGGACCUAGACCUUAUGCUAUACAGUGAUGCUAGAAUCAAAGUAAACUUAGGAAAAGUCAAGGCGGGAGUGAAGGAGUUUGAGUAUAUCAAUUUCUCUUUAACUGAUAUGGGAAAUAUCCUGGGACUCCCUGGUUUGCAACAAACAUUGAAUACAGUACUUCGUAAUGUUGUCAACCAGUUGGUUGUCCUCCCAAAUCGUUUACCGGUUCAACUGGUUCCUGAUAUUGACAUACAGCGUUUGAAAUAUCCAUUACCUCAAGGCGUUCUUCAUAUCAAUAUCAUAUCUGGUCGAAAUCUUAAAGCAGGUGAUAAAAAUAUGAUUGGACACCGUACAUCUGAUCCAUAUUGUGUUAUACGAGUUGGCGCUAGAACGUUCACUACUUCUGUUGUUAAAGAAACACUAGAACCAGUUUGGAACCAACAUUUUGAGUCUAUCGUCGAUAUUUGUCAUGGUCAGUCAGUAACAUUUGAAGUAUACGAUAAAGAUCAAGGGAACAAAGAUGAUUAUUUAGGUUGUACUUCGAUACCAGUUGAGUCGGUAGUCAGUGAAGGUGAAAUAGACACGUGGUCCUCAUUAGAAGGGGUAAAAACUGGUUCAUUACAUAUUCAAUUAACGUGGUUUCGACUGUCAAAUCAUGAAGUGGAUUUUGUACAGUCAAUGGAACAGGCUUUACAGUAUCGUAAAGCAUCCGGACGAAGUAUGAGUUCAGGAUUUUUAUACGUUGUUAUUGAACAAGCGAAUAAUUUGCCACACGUAAAACAACUACAAGAACCUUCACCAUUUUGUAAUAUCCAUCUAGGACGUGAUUAUCAAACAAACGAAGUUAAAGAAAAAACACAAAAUCCUGUUUGGAAUUCUGUACAUCAUUUUCUUGUUAGUGAUCCAAACGUUGAUAUACUUCAACUUAUUAUACGUGAUAGUCGGACGGAGACAAAACUAGGAUCUUGUAACAUCUCACUACAAACCUUAUUAACACAGAAGAAUAUGUCUGUCACGCAACCAUUCACCUUACAAGAUACGGGUCGAGAAACAUCAACCAUUUACAUGCAUUUACAACUGUUGGCUUUACUUCCUGGACAACGCCAAAAUUUAAGCGGGCAUGAUAAUACCAAUAUAAAACGGAGUUUAUCCUUGAAUAAGAAUUUUACUGAUAAUGCUAUCCCAACUGAAAAACCUGCUGAAUCCCCCACAGGAAAUCCAGAAAUGGUUGUGAGAAAUCGUUUUCCUGAUGAUAAUGAUAUUAUUUCUUCCACAGAAUCUUUAUCAACAACAAACUUCGAUAAUCAGUCUGUUCAGCCAAUAAGACAAGUGAUGACUAGUAAUAGUAUACAACAAAUAAGCAAUUCGUCACUGGGUCGUAUUCGUUUAACUAUCCAGUUUCAUUGUCUAUCGAACUAUUUAGAAGUAACAGUACAUGAAUGUCAACAUUUAAGCGGUGUUGAUAAAGACGGUCUAUCUGAUCCAUAUGUGAAACUUUAUCUUAUGGAUUUACACGACAAUGUGGUCAGUGAUUCAAAAAAGACUAAAACUGUUAAAGAUAAUUUGGAUCCAAAGUACGAAGAAAAUUUUCAAUUUCCGAUUGAGGCUGACCACCUUCCAUUAACCAUUUUAAGGCUGGAUAUCAAAAAUCAUGUUGGGCGUUUUACACGUAGUGGAAAAACGCAUUUCAUUGGAACUUUGUCGAUAAAUCUUAUUGAUUCAGUAGACGGGAAAGCUGAUACUAAGUGGUAAGUUUAAUGCUUUAUUUUCUUAUUGUUUCUUUUUAAAUAAAUAGACGUUUGUGUUUCUUUUUAGAACUAAGGUAAUAAUCAUAACUAUCGAAGUAUUUCACUCCACUUGUGAAAUAUUUAGCAUUCAUAUAAACACUAUAUGUGUUUUUUAUCCUCAUAAAAUCCAAUCUUAUUGGAAAAAUGUAUUCAUACGUGUAUUCAGAAAUUACUUUCAACCCGGAUGGUUGAAUUCCAGCUAAACACAUGGUGAAUAUCAUGUUUAGUUAUUUUGUCCCUCAAUAUAUGGAAGAUGGAGUCGGAUAAGCUCAUUGUUCAGAUUAUUUUUAGUCACUUCAACCUGAUGGUUUCUGCCUAUGUGAAGGUACAUCUAUUCAACUAAUGAUAUCUGUUAUGAUGAGAUUAUGCAUGAUGUUUUAUGAAUCUGGUUCAUUGAUUAAUGUCUAUCUUUAAAUAUUUUUUCAUCAAUUGGCUUCUAAAGUGAAACACUGUCUGCUAUUGGAGACUUUACGACUAAAUGAAGCAAGAUUUUCCUUGGAAAAUAACAUAAAUCAAGCUAUUUACUCAGGUUAAUAACACAAGAGUUAACAACAAAUUUAUCGACUUCCAAGUGUGAAAGGUUUUGGUUGUAACCAACUACGCUUGUAUACCUCAAAAUAUUUUCUGCAUGUUUCGAGACAAAUUAUUUUUUGUUCAUGAUAUAUUUUAGGAUUAUUCUUCUAAAACUAUAUUCCUCGCAAGUGAGAAACCAUUAUGACGUUCAUGUAGAUGCUUAAUUUUUGUUUGUCAGUAUUUGUUUUGACUUUCGGUGCUUAACAAAAUGGAUGUUUCCCUACAGUUCAAAUCAAAUAACGGGUAAAACUAAAUUAUACUGACGAUCUUAAAUGGACCAAUUAAAUUCAUAGUAACUUCUCAGGCUUUGUGCAAAAUUCAGAUCGCAGUGAAAGACGGCAUGUGUCUUUUUAGGAAUAAGGGAAAUCGUCAACAUUUAGUUAUAAAAAUACUGAGAAUUGAUGUAAAUAUCUUUUACGUAACCACAUAGUGAAUAUGAGAUUGUGCGUAAACUAGAUUAAAUGAAAUCUUUGCUCACUAAUGCAGCUUAUAAAUUAGAAUACUUGAAAUGACUCAAUCCAUAGUCAAAGACGUUCGUAUGGCCCAAGCGUAUUUUCCUACUUUAAAGCUUCCAACCACAACCGUUCUUACCCUAACUCAUAAAUUUAUCUAAGCUCUCAUUAUUUAAUUAUAAAUCUUUUUCUUUCACUAUAAUGAACAACUCAACUUGUAAGGGUCGUUAUAUCAUAUCGAAACUACUUUUUUCACUGUGAUUGUAUUGCUUCCUAUCACUAAUUUUUUCUUUAAAUAAACAUCUUUCUGAUUGGCUGGUGAACCACCAAGGUUGAUUUUACUAAAUAACGUCCUAUAUAAAUUUCCUAUUCCUACUGAUUAGUUAAUGUUGCACCAGUUUUUAGCUUCUUUAUGCCUAAAGUAAAAUGGAAUGUUGAGCUUUUGUUUCUUUCUAUUUAAGGUACGACUUGGGGUCACCCAUUUUUCGACCAUAACUUCGUCUUUUCUUGUUCGAUAUACAUGCAGCUAUUGUCUCUAUGUUAUUUGGUCUUUAUUCCUCUUGCACACUCAAUGUCUGCAGUAUUCUUUAAUAAUAAUUAGUUACUUCCAUAAACUGUUGUCUCUAUUUCUAUUCAAUAAGUGUGAUUUAUUUUAAUUUUUGCUUUUUUGUGUAUUUACCUUCACUAAGAAGCAUGUAUAUUUAUAUUUGCCAUAAUAUAAUAUUUUUAUAAAGAAUAAUUGUUAAUUGGUUACUAUUUACAACUCUGAAAGUGUAUGAAAUUUUAUUCUAUGACCUACUACUGAACGUUCAUUUUUGCUUAUUUAUUUCAUGUUGCCAUGUGCGUCAUACUGUAAUCUUCCUUUAGAUUCUUUGCUUUUUGAGUUGCAUUAUUUUUUUCACAUCCAUAGUGAUAUAACCGCCAUUACUGCUACAUCGAAAAUUUACCUACCUAGAAAGUUGUGGCCUAUUUAACUAAUAUAUUUCUUGUGUUGAAUAGUCUUUUGUGCUUAGAUUUACUCAUACUUUGAAAAAAGAAUUUCUUUUCCAUAGAGUUCAGUGGAGAUUGUAUGUUGAACUUACAUUUUUUUGUAUUUCUCGGGGUUGACAAAGCUUGUUCU